UUACUUAUAAAAUGUUAAUGUACUGAAAAUUUAUUAUGCACUCAGAAAAUACUAAUAUUUUUGAGUUAUUUUUAAGUUUGUAGAAAUCUCUCUCUAUCUCUCAGUAUAUGUCUCUGCAUUUAUAUACAGAGAGAAAGGAAGUCUGUAACCAUCCAGAUAGAAUAGAAUAGAAUUUUUUAUUGGCCAAGUGUGAUUGGACACACAAGGAAUUUGUCUUGGUGCAUAUGCUCUCAGUGUACAUAAAAGAAAAGAUACCUUCAUCAAGGUACAACAUUUACAACACAAAUGAUGGUCAAUAUAUCAAUAUAAAUCAUAAGGAUUACCAGCAACAAAGUUACAGUCAUACAGUCAUAAGUGGAAAGAGAUUGGUGAUGGGAACGAUGAGAAGAUUAAUAGUAGUGCAGAUUUAGUAAAUAGUUUGACAGCGUUGAGGGAAUUAUUUGUUUAGCAGAGUGAUGGCCUUAGGGAAAAAACUGUUCUUGUGUCUAGUUGUUCUGUUGUGCAGUGCUCUAUAGCGUCGUUUUGAGGGUAGGAGUUGAAACAGUUUAUGUCCAGGAUGUGAGGGAUCUGUAAAUAUUUUCACGGCCCUCUUCUUGAUUCGUGCAGUAUACAGGUCCUCCAUGGAAGGCAGGUUGGUAGCAAUUAUUUUUUCUGCAGUUCUAAUUAUCAUCUGAAGUUUCUUGUUGGGUUGCAGAACCAAACCAGACAGUUAUAGAGGUGCAAAUGACAGACUCAAUAAUUCCUCUGUAGAACUAGGGAGGAGAGGAUGUAGAUAAGAGAAGGGGAGGAAGGUCUGGAAAGUAGAAGAAGAUAGAAGAGGGAAGAGAGUUAAAAGGAGGGGGUGGUGACUGGGCAAGCCCGACUAAUUGUAUAUGACUGUACAUUGGAUGAGUUGUUGGAUAUAAAUGUAAAAAUAAAACUUUUUUAGAAAAAAAAAAUUCCUCUGUAGAACUGAAUCAGCAGCUCCUUGGGCAGUUUGAGCUUUCUGAGUUGGCGCAGAAAGAACAUUCUUUGUUGUCCUUUUUUGAUGAUGUUUUUGAUGUUAGCUGUCCAUUUUAGAUCUUGCAAUAUGAUAGAACCUAGAAAUUUAAAGGUUUCUACUGCUGAUACUGUGUUGUCUAGUAUUGUGAGAGGUGGAAGUAUGGAAGGGUUUCUCCUAAAGUCUACCACCAUUUCUAUGGUUUUGAGUGUGUUCAGUUCCAGGUUCCAGAUAGUUGUUCAACUUCCUGUCUGUAUGUGGAUUCAUGAUUGUCUCGAAUGAGACCGAUCACUGUUGUGUCAUCUGUGAACUUCAGUAGUUUAACAGAUGGAUCGUUGGAGAUGCAGUCAUUGAUAUAUAGAGAGAAGAGAAGUGGGGAGAGCACACAGUCUUGGGGGCCCCCUGUGCUAAUUGUACAGGUAUUUGAUGUGAUCUUGCUUAGCUUCACCUGCUGCUUCCUGUUUGUUAGGAAGCUUGUGAUCCACUUACAAGUCUGUUCCGGUACCUGUAGCUGGUUUAGCUUAAUUAGAAGAGUGUCUGGAAUGAUGGUAUUGAAUGCUGAACUAAAGUCUACAAAGAGGACCCUUACAUAGGUCUUUGGAGAUGUUGCUAAACUACAAUUUACACAUUUUUAGUCAACCUGGUCAAUGGCAGAAGAUGCUAGUACUUGUAGGUUAGAAACUUUUGAAGACUGUUUUAUAUUUCUAAUUGUCCAUUAAACCAUUUCCAGUCCAGCAAACCUGUGAAUAUUUCUCUGAAAAAACAAUGAUCAACAAUUACCAAGGCUACUGAAUUUGUUUAAAAGAUGAGCAUAUCAGCACUAGAAUGUGAUUCUGUACAUGAAUGCAGAAACCUGAUUUAACCCUUGUGGUGUUUUAGGGAAAUAAUACACAUGUAAUGCUAUUAUUAUCUUAAUUUCCAGUGCAAUAUUUAAAAGAAAUAAGCAGAGUAAUAAUUAUGAUGCCAGUCAGCACUUACAUGAGAAAACUAUGAACCAGUGAACUAAUAUAUAUGAUAUAUACUUAUUGUAUAUAUUAAAAUUUCCUUUAACUUAUUUUUUAUUUUACCAUUCUGUUCAGCUCAUACUAGAAGGUUCUUCCUUUAAACUUGAUUACCUAUGGCCACAUGUGGCUUCCCAGAUCCAUUGGUGUCUCCAAAAUUGUUCCUGAAUUGGAAUUGAAUACAUAGGGAUAUCGACUUCACAGGUUAUAUAGUUUAGCCUAUGAAAGAGUUCAUAGUUGUAUAUAUGAUAGUCCUUUAGAUUUGAAGAAGACAUGCUGCUGUGCAGUUCAUCUAUGGAUACAGUGGUGGUUCUCCUGUUCCAGUCUGAAAGCACAGAAUCUAGUGCUCAUGGUUUUCUACCAGUUUUUGAUGGUGUCUGUCUUCACAGCUGGUGGAGACUUCAUAACAAACGACUCACUGGUGGGUUCUGUCAACAGCUAAGCUACUAGUUCCUUUGGCUAGAAUCUCACAGUGUCUUGCAAUACUUGUGCGACUGAUCUCAAGACCUUUUGCCAGAGUUCAGUACAUUAUAGAGCAACUGGCAAGGUAUAUAGUGGUCAUCCAUUAUGAUGAUGAGUCCUACCCAUAUCAUCUGGGCUCUAAUAAUCAAGGGCCCAAUGCAGAUUUACUCUCUGUGAGCCAAGACCUCCAGAUUGGAGAUCCAGUGUUGCCAACACAUGCCAAAGAUGGCGUGCAAAGUGCACAUAUGAAAUUUCUCCAGUUGUUUGAUGUGCCUUUGGUACAUAUAGGAAAGAAAAAAUAAUACAGCUCUGUAGACUUUCAGCUUUGUGGAGAUAUGUAUGUUGUGUUGAUUGAGUACUCUAAUAUGAAGCUGCCCCAGUUCCUAGCUGAUUUUGCUAAUUUUGGAGUCAAUUUCUUUGUCCAAAGAUCUUUUACUCAAGAUGAUGUUUACCAAGUAUUUGAAGCUGUUUGAAUUUGCUAGCUGGAUGUCAUUAACAUUGUUUUUUGGUUCUAUGGACUUGAUGUUUGACACCAGCUGGUAAGGUACUUCAGUCUUGUUCAGGCUGAUAAACAAGCUGAAGAGCAUAGCAGAAUCUGAGAACUUGUUCAGCUGUCAACUGUAGAUCACUGACUUUGUGCACCAGGAGCACACAGCAAAGAGGGUUUCUUGAAUGACUGUAAAAAGGUACUUUGUGUGUUCAAGUGGCAAAAGUCAAAGAGAGAACUGUCCAUUAGAUAUUUGAUGUACACUCCUUUAGACCCUGGAUAGCACGUAACAACAUGCAAGCAAAGAAUAGAUUGAAUGAGACUGGGACUAGCACAAAAUCCUGUUAUCCCACUGGAAAUGGCAAAUGCCAGCUGAUGUAUCACCAUUGUAAAGAACCUGUCCUGUCAUUCUGUUGUGGAAUAGCUGGAUCAAUUUUAUGAAUUUUCUCAGAUAUUUAUCUUAGGAUCAUCCAGAGAGCCCCCUGUUUACAGUAUUUGUUUGUUUGUUUAUUCAUUCAUUCAUUCAUUUGUACAGUUUCAGUAACUGACACAUAAAACAUCUAUCUUGGUUCAUCACAACUAGCAAGUGGCACAAUAUUGCCUAGAUGCAGAAAGUAAUCAAUGUUUCAUAUCUAAUUUAAAAGGGAAGCAAUUUUGGCCAUCUGAAGUAUCUAUUAGAGUAUUUUACAGGAUUUUAAAAAUUUUCCUCUAAUCUUGAAUAUAAAGAUAACUAUAUUUCUUGCACCCCUACCACUUUAUGUAGGGAUGCGGUGGCUCAGUGGCUAAGAAGCUGAGCUUGUCGAUAGAAAGGUCAGCAGUUCAGCAGUUCGAAUCCCUAGUGCCGCGUAACGGGGUGAGCUCCCAUUACUAGGUUGGCAGAAGUCCCAGUUCAAAAGCAAGUAAAAAAUGCAAGUAGAAAAAUAGGGACCACCUUUGGUGGGAAGGUAACAGUGUUCUGUGCGCCUUUGGCAUUUAGUCAUGCUGGCCACAGGACCACGGAAACAUCUUCGGACAGCGCUGGCUCUUCGGCUUUGAAAAGGAGAUAAACACCAUCCCCUAGAGUUGGGAACGACUAGCACAGAUGUGCAAGGGGAACCUUUACUUUUAUCUUACCCCUUUAUGUCCUAUCUGUUCUUUAUCUGGUGCCAUCCAGAUAUACUGGAUUGAACUUUUCAUAAUUACAUAUGAAAUAAAUUUUUCCAAAUCUCCAGUUAGUAUGAUCAAUGCAUACAUGAAUUCAUUGCUAGACUUGGAUAAAGCCGCAAGGUGGCCUAGUGGUGAAGAUGCUCGCUUCCCACCCUGAAGGUUGACAUUCAAUCUUAGGUAGCAGCAGCUGGUGCUCUCCUCUAGGGCACAAAGAAAUGUAUCUUCUGUGAACUCAAUGUGGCAUCUGGCCAGUAAAUGCUCAGCUCCAUCCAGUUGCCCCAACUCUACCCCAAAUUAAGGGAUUACAGGAUUAUAAAAAGGGAGUAUUACCAGACACUUGGCAAUUCCUUUUCUGCUUCUAUAUUCAUUCAUUCAUACAUUCAUUCACUCACUCACUCACUCACUCAUUUAAUAUGUUUGACUAACCACUUGCCAUGUGAGUGGUUAGAAACUAUUAUUUUUAUUAUUUAAAAUAAUAAUAAAAUCACCAGCAGAAAUUAAAAUACCUUAUACCUCAUAUAUCUACAUCAAUAAUCUUGCUACAGAUGGGCUCACCUAAUUUCCUUUCAGCCCUUCUAGGUAAACAAGAUUAAAAAAAAAAAGACUACAUGAGCUAAACCUAUUUUACUGUAAGGGUACAUUAAAAAAAAUGUUGCAAGUCAGAAAGUACAAACUUUCUGUUGCCACUUUUAACUAUCUGGUUUAUUAGGAUGGGUCCUUCCUAAGUUUCUUCCUCUGACCAUUAAGCCCUUGUUGGCUCCCCACUACUGUUGUCUGAUUGUUGAUCAGCAGUUUGUUGAUAGGCAACAUUGUUUUCCAUUGUUUUUUGUUGUUGGUUUCCCCCAACUCCAUAUAUUCCAUUACAUUUCCCUGCCUGAGGGAAAAAAGCAGCACUUUGGGUUCAUCUCUUAGUUCAGUAAAGAUAUACAGUAUAUCAAUUACUGUUUGCUUUACAUAUUUUUCAAGACAGCUUUACAAUGGAAGGAAGGAAGGAAGGAAGGAAGGAAGGAAGGAAGGAAAAUUGUGAACACAAUAAAAAUCCUAUACUUACUGAAUUGGACAGUAGACAUAAAAGGUUUGCAUAAAAUACUGCAAGUCUACCAAUUAUUUAUUUAAUUUGUUUAAAACAUUUAUAUAAUUACCCUUUUUUUACAAAAUUCUUUAACAACAGUUUUCUCCUUAAAUUAACAAUUCCCUCUCUAGCAUUUUUUCAAAAAAUUAACAAAAGAUUCCAUAUUAGAAAUAUAUGAAUUCAGGAAAAAAUCCAGUAAAACCAAGGUUCCCAGAAUUCAUAUGGACUAUGAAUAGCAGUAAAGUUUCUGCUAUUUAAAUUAUAUAGUGGUAGGCAUAGUGACAAUUCUAUUUUUUGAUAAAUUGUUGAAGGAGCAGUGGUUUUGUUUCAUAUGUAAUCUGAUGAGAAAAUACAUUUAUUAUUUAAGUCAAUCAAAAUAUGUGCUGAAAAGAAUUCAAGAUCCCACAAGCAAACUAGCAUGUGAGAUAUAACCUUCCUUGAAAUCUGUGUAUUUGACAGACAUAAUGAAGUACUGUGUGUAUUACUAUAAAUUACUGAGUUAUCUCAAUAGUUUGCAAUACAUAAAGUUGAAUGAAGAAUGAAUGAAUGAAUGAAUGAAUGUGUUUGCCUUGUUUUGUAAAGUGUUUUUCGGUGACUUAAAUUCAUGUUGAAUUUACUAGAAGUCCUGCCCUGCCAUUUUAAAUGCCAAAUUCUAAUGCCUUCUUCUAGAUGAAUGUAUGUGGGAUUAGGUAUACUUGUCAAUUGUUGGAAACAUUAGAAUUGUUCUGUGCUUGAUUUUAUUAAUCUUAAGCAGAAAAGAAAUAACAAAGAUCCUGGAGGAAACAAAAAGCCAGAUUAAAAAAAAAGGAAAGAAAAUGCUAGGGCUGUUGAUAUAUCCAUAAUACAUCACUUUCAAAAUAGAAAUAUAUAGUGUUGAUUUGUAUGCAAUGACUUCCUCCCUAAUUCAGAUAUUUAAUUAAGCAGACAUUGGAGACAUCUCUCCUUUAGAUUAACAAGGUUCUGCAUUGUAUCAGCCUUUUUUUUUUUUACUCUGCAGUAGGUCAGAUGGAUAUCUGCUUCUACAAAUUGAUCUUAGAUUUAUUUGUUUAUUUUUAUCGUAUAUGUAUAGCUGCCCAUUUCACAUGAAAGUUACUCUGGGCAGUGUAUAGGACUUAAUAAAAAAAUAAUAAAUAUAUAAAAUCGUCAAUUAAAAUUAUAAAAACAUGAGAAGAUUAUAUUUUAGUCACUAAAUUUAAAAUCAAGUAAUGCUAUUGUCAAACAAUUAUAAAUACACACUUCUUGAUCUAAAGAUGUAAAUUCAGUACACUUUUCAUAAGUACAGAUAAAAACAAAUGACUUCAUACAACUAAGAAAUCAAAGAGUUUCAGAAUUAGUAAUGCCACAUGCUGUUGCUACAGAAUGAAGGGUAACUAAUGAGGCCCUACCAAUACCCCACAUUGCUUCCAUCUCCAUGCCACUUUUUGGCCUGUAGGGAUUUCAGGAGAUUUGCAGCAUUGUUGUAACAAGUAUUUUAAAUUUAACUUCUAUUUUAGUGGCUUUCUAUAAAUGCAUAAAUACCUUUUUUCCUUGAAAUUGUGAAUGGCAUCAUUACAGUUCUCUCAUUAGCAUCAUAACGACUCUAAAGGAAGAAUAGUAAGUGAAAACGGAAUAGUUGAGAAAAUGGAACAGUUGAGAAAAUGGAAUAGUCUAUCACACAACAGAACUGCACACAUGUAAUGAAAUUUUAACCUUCAGGCUGCUUGGUCACCUCAGGGUGUUUUCUUAAUGUAUUCACUUGGCUGGCAACAUGCAAAGCCUGUGGUAGCCUAAGGAUUAUAAGAUGAAUUCAAUUCAUAUUUCAUCUGGGCUUCCAUACCACUGAAGUCCAGACAAAACUCUACAGUUAUCAGCAGUUAUAGUAUAACUUGAAGCUUGCAAGCAUGCAAAAAAAUAUUUCAGAAUAAAAAUUGAGGAGGUGGGAAAGAUCAUUUCCCCAAUAGUCCAUAGAAUAUGAAACUGAAUGAUGGAGAGGGAAAAUAAUAACAAAAUGGGAGGCCCGUAGAAGUGGCUAGCUAGAUAAGAAUAGAUAUGUAAGAUAGCUCAUACACUUUGGUGGCCUUAACAAAGCAAGAAUCUCAUAGUAUAGUUACACUACUGAAGAAUUGUUAUAUCUAUGUUAAUACCACUGGAUAAUAGAACUGGGUGAGAUGAUCUGACACUAUGGGUUGAAGUAUCCGAAAUAUGCUGAUGAUAUCCAACUCUAUAUUUCCACCCCUGGUCAUCUAAGUGAUACUGUUGCUUUCUCUUGUGGUGCCUGGAGGCUAUGGGGAUAAAUGAGGGACAACAGGCUUUGACUGAAUCCUGGCAAGAUUGAAUGGCUUUAGGUACAUGGAUCUCCAAGAUCCAGGACUUUGACAUCUUUAAUACUGCUUGAUGGGGUGGUACUAACCCAACGGAGCCAAUGAACAACUUGGGGUUUUUCCUGGUCUCAUGACUCCUGUUCAAAGACCAAGUGGAAGUCAUGGCUAGGAAAGCUUUUGUGCAACUUCAAAUUGUGUGCCAGUUGCGGCCUCUCCUAGAUCAGGAGUCCCUGUAUUCAGUCAUUCAAGCCCUAGUCAUCUCACAGACACACUAUUGCAACACACUCUACAUGGGGCUACACCUGAAGACCAUUCGGAAGCUACAGCUAGUGCAGAAUGCAGCAGCACUAGAAGUUUGUGUAGCCCCAAAUAUAGUGUGCGUAGGUUUUAUAUUGCAAGUUUUUGGCUUGAUAAUCCUCUAAUCAUUAGUGGGGAAGUCCCCAAAUGCUCCUCUAUUGUGGAAAGUUAGACUAAGUUCUCAAGGAGAAGAUUGAUUUUCUGUAAUCAAAGGAACAGCAACAAAAUAACAAAAUAACAAAAAUAUCCCACUAUUCAAUCAAGUGCCCUAAAGAUACAAUAUAUCAGAAAAUAACAUAAGAGAUUUGGGGUAUAGAUUCAGAUUCAGAUUGACAAUUUCCUACAAUUGAAUGGAUCUUGCUCACAGCUAUUAAGUCAUGUGAAAAUGAUGGGACAUUUUGUAAAUGACACAAUUAUUUAAUUUUAAUCGUUUAAUCUGAAUUCAUUCUGCUAGCUUCCUUUGACAUAUAGAAUAUGCACCGAGGUAAAAGUGGAACACAUAUUUCAUCCUUAGCCGUAUAGAAAUUUUGCCAAACUUUAACCAUUCAUAUCUGGCAAUUAAGAGAUUAAGACAAACAUUAGCCUGUGAAUUGAGCUGUAGUCCUUAUUGGCACAAGAGUAAGUGCAGCCCCUUUUGAUUGUUGACUGAAAUGACAGGAUGGUCUGCAGGCAAGUAAACACUAUCCAGAGGAAAUCUGGAAUGCCCCUCAUUUGUAAUAGUCAUUCUUAUUCUCUUAGUCUCAUACGAACAAUGAAGAGGGUCAGAGCAUGUCUUCAUUUUCUCAAGGGAUGGAUGGAGCUCCAAGUUGAUAAAGUCUACAAAGAACUCUCCUUGUUGUCUUAAAUGAAUUGAAGUUUCCAGGACCAGGCAGAUUAUGUUGUAGUAUGUUGAAGGAGCUGGCAGAAGUUAUUUCAGAAGAAAUGAUUGUUAUCUUCAAGGAUCUAGUGUAAGGGCAAACAUAGUUCCAAUAUUUAAAAAGGAUGAGGUUUGGGGAAAUUACAGAGCUAUUUGUUUAAGGCUAUCCCAAAAUAAAUUGGAAACAGUGGCACUAUCAGUGGGGGCCAACAUGGAUUUGUCAAAACCAAGCCAUAUCAGUUAUAUUUUGUUUUAUUAUGACAGAGUGAUUAGUUUACUAGACUAAGUGAAUGUUUGAUUUCAGCACAGUAUUUGACAAGUUCAGGUAUGAUAUCCUUGUGGAUAAAAUGGAUAAAUGUGGAAUAAACGUGGUCCACUAUAUUUGCAAUUUGUUGAACAACCAUGCCAAAGGGGGUGCUAUUACUUCACUGCUUUGGAAGAAAGUUAUCCCUGGGAUUCCAUCAUCAUAUGAAUGAUAUUUAACGACAUUAUAAAUAUCUUAAAACAAAAGCGAGGGAAGUUGUAGUCUAAUAUGCAGAUGACAUCAAACUAGAGAGACUGGCUACUAACUUAGAAUACAAAAUCAUACUAAAAUGAGCUCAGUAGGCAAAUUUUCAGAAGUGGUUUGCCAUUGCCUGCUUCCUAGGGCUGAGAGAGGGUGACUGGCUAAAGGUUGUUCAGCUAAUUUCAUGCCUAAAGUGGGACUAGAACUUGCAGACUCCUAGUUUCUAGCCUGGUGCCUUUAAUCAUUGGAUCAAACUGGCUCUCUUACCAUUACAGGAUCAAAGAGGAUGCAGCAGUUAAAAGGUCCAAAGCCAUUUUGGGUUGAAUUAACCAAAGUAUUGUUUCUAGGUAGCAGAAAGUAGUAUUUUUGUUGCAAUUAAGCUGAUUAGACUAUAUUUUGGAGUAUUUGGAAUCACACUUUAAUAGAGAUGUAGACAAGCUAGGGUAUAUUCAAAGAAAAUUUGUCACGAUGAAACAAAAUUAGAAGCCAAGCUUUAUGAGGAAAAGUUAAAAAAUACAGGCAUAUUUUAUUUGCCAAACUUCUUAAUUGGAAGAGAUAUGUUAGGGGUCUACAGAUAUCCAAAAGUCUACCCCAUUUAAGAGGGGCAGAUCUUUUUUCUGUUGAAACUGAAGACUGGAUUAAAUGAUUUAAACAAUCCCUGUCAACUCAUCCAUUCUUUGAAUCCCUCUUUAACUUUCAUUAUUAAUUUUGCCAGAUUAUAAUUCUUAACACAAUACCAGCUUUUGAUUCUUUAUUUAUUACUAGCACCCGUGCACUCUUACUUUGGAGAAAACUUGCCUUUUGGCAGUCAUCAAAUCUUUUUAAAAUAUUCAAGAUGGAAAACAGAAUUAUUCUUGUUUCUUGAAGAGUAGGAAAUAGAGCUGAGGAGACAUCUGGCUUGUGUGCCAAGGAGUAUAUGCAUUACUGUAGAAAGCACAUUGUAAUGUGGGUUGCCUCUCCUUCUCAGAAACGCUGCUUCUCCCUCUCCCUUUCCUCCUCUUGCAAUGGGAUUGGAUAGAUGGCUUACAGCCUGGCUCUGGCCCCGGAAUCCCUGCUCCUGUUUAAUAUUCUGCUUGCUCCACUGAUGUUGUGCUUGGCUCCUGUGGGAUUGCAACUCACCGCUUGAAACCAGAGCCAAUUUUCUGUCUUAAUCUCAGUGUUUUGACUGGAGGCAGAUCCAGUUCAACCCAAUCGGAGCUGGUGGAAACAACUACCUAAGAGUCUCGCUCUGUUUCGCUUGGGGAGGGAAAGAAGACGGAAGAACGGAGUGGGGGGGGGAGAGACAGAAAGAAAGAAAGAAAGAAGGAGAGAGAGAGGCAAAGAGAGGCAGGCCAACCAACAAGCCACUUGUAAGAGACAAAUACACAAUGCCGUCUCUGGGAUCGCUGUAUCUGUAGAGAAUAAAGUGAUUCCUCUGCAGUUGGGUAUAUUGCUCAGAUUGGUUUGUUUGGUUUCUUUCUUUCUUUCUUUCUUUCUUUCUUUCUUUCUUUCUUUCUUUCUUUCUUUCUUCCUUCCUUCCUUCCUUCCUUCCUUCCUUCCUUCCUUCCUUCCUUCUUGCCUUCCUUUCUUUCGCUGUGGAGGAAAUCUGAAUUAAGAAUCGUGAGUGGCAGCCAAGGGCUUUUGGGCAGACGGGCAGUGAACAGGGAGAAAGGGUUGCCUUGCUUGGAAAAGGGCUGCGAGCCUGAACCAUUUGGCUGGACAUAAGACGAGACCCUGGGAUCGGCGGCGCUUCGCUGAGGAACGGGUGAUGCAUCGCGGAGGAACGGGUGAUUGAGUUCUCGGGAUCGCCCUCCCCAUUUAAGCAAUAGGUGAAAUACAAGGUGCUGAAGGGAAAAUCGGAACCGACGGAAACGUUCUGAGCCGGCUGCGCGAACUGACUGAGGCAAUCGGCGUCGAGAGGAGGAUCGGAGGCGCCGCGAUGACUCUGGUGCUGCCCCUGAGCAGCUUCUGCGAGCCCAUUGUCUCUUCCGAAGGAGCCGGCGAGUUCCAGCCGCUGUGGGAAGCGCGCUGUUGCAGUAAGAGCAGCCCCGCCUCGGAUUCCGCCGCCGGCAGCAGCAGCAGCAGCAGCAGCACCAGCACCGCCCAGGGGCAGGCGCAACAGCAGCCGCCGCCGCAGGGCAGCGACGACCGGACACUGGUUGGGCAGCCUCCGCCCUCAGCACUACACCACAGAGGAAAUCCAAACCCUGUAGCACCAUCAAAAAUAACAUAUUUUAAAAGAAAGUAUGUGGAAGAAGAAGAUUUUCAUCCACCACUCAGUAACUGUACACCCAAAACAAUCUCUGUAUUUGAGGAGCGGGCACAUAUUCUUUACAUGUCUUUGGAAAAACUGAAGUACAUUGAUGACCCUGAAGUCUACCUAAGGAGAUCUGUUCUCAUAAAUAAUUUAAUGAAAAGAAUUCAUGGAGAGAUUAUAAUGCAAAACAAUUGGUGCUUUCCUACUUGCUCUUUUGGAGGUACUUCAAGUCAAGAGUGGUUCAUGUCUCAUGACUGUCCUUAUAGGAAGCGUCUCCGGAUGGCACGGGAGGACUGUGAAAAGAUCCACACAUGCUGUUUUUAUCAAGAGUGUGGCAGCCAUUAUUUAAGUUUACCAUUAUCUACUAAUUCUGCAGUGGGGAAUUCCGCCGCUUCUGUAUCUUUACCAAGUUGUUCCCAACAAGUGGAAUAUGGUAGCAACACUUCCCCUGUUUACAGGAGUGACGAACAUAUACAUGCCAAUGAAAUUUUUAUUACAAAUGCUGGGCCACAUGUUAAUCAGGACAAGUCAAUAUUCAGUAAUGAGAAAGGAGGCCAUGAUAUAGAUCGAGAACAUGCUUCAGACUGGGAAUCUAUGAAAAGUGAUCAUGUCAUAGAAUGUAAAAACAAAUAUUACAAUUAUUUUGAGAUGGGUCACGAUGACAAGAGCAACAUGAAUGAAUCUUGGAAGAAGUGUUUACGAAAAAGGGAGUGUUUACCAGGUAGCAAAAUUUGUUGCAGUAAAGGAAAUAAAAUAUGAGCCAUCUUCUGAAUAAUUUCAGUUUAGAAGCAAGCACAGUGUUGACAUUAUCAGAAAAAAAUCAUUUUGGAUCAAUUUUCUUAUGCUUUUAUAGAACUGGUACAAUUGUGUCAUAAGCUUCAUGGAUAUUUUCAGUGACUGUGUGGCAGAUUCCAUCAAAGCAUAUGUAUGGUCUGCAUCAUGAGCUAUUUAUAUUAUAAAUACACGGGAUCCUUACAAAGAGCACAGUUGCAUUGUAUACUUCCAUUGCUAGAAGAACCAACAAACCAGAUGGUGAAAAUACAAUUCCUUUCAUGCAUCCCUUUGGGAACCUAGCAUGAAUUAAGAGGAAUCUUCUUUAUGCUUAUCAAUUAGUUAUACAUUUGAUAAGCAAAUUGUUACCAGUGAAAGGAAGAAUGCAUUUCGCCCAUCAAAAUGGCUGUGAGAAAGACUGCAUAGAAAUGAAAUGGAAUAGGCCCACUUUAUGGUCCAGAAGUGACAUUAUUCUUAUGUAUUUAAGUCUGGUUUUAUUGAUAGGGUACAAUAACAUCUUUUUAUGGAGACACAAUUUGAAAUGCUACACACAGUUCCAGCACAUGCACAGUUUUCAGCUAAACUGCAAGAAUGAACAAGCCUUAUAGUGGUUUAUUGCUAUAAUGGCAGAGAUUUUUUGGUGCCUUACUUUUAAUCUUAAUUUUUCCAUGGUGAAAAUUAAGUUUAAGAAAACAGCUACAGCAGGGAUGUAACCUAAACAGGAAAAAAAUAAUAACAGGGUGGAUCAAAUAUUAUUAGAAUUCUGUCUCCUUUGAAAUACAAAGCUUGAUUUCCUAUUCAAUUGCCGCUAUUCAUUCUUUUUGCUCAGUCGCUUUUUGAUUUGCCAUUUUAAGGAAAAGAUUGAAGGAAAAAAAACAAUAGAGAUGUGUCUCUUGUAAACAAGCAUUAGCUCUUUGAAUAUUUCUAUGGCAACUGUCUGUUGCUUUGAUAUUUUUUUCCUUUUUCUUUCUAGUAUAAUGAAGUUCAUGAACCAGUGGCAUGCUUUAUAUUUUACUCUGUUUCACGUCAUUUUCUCUUUUCAGAAAAAUGUAAAGAGCAUGUACUGGGUUUUCAUAUAAUUGUAGGGUUUUUUUAUUUUGGAAAAAGCACAAUGUUAAUAAAUGAUGUGGUGAUAUAAGA
Molecule: messenger RNA, 13252 nt
Organism: Ahaetulla prasina
Lineage: Eukaryota; Metazoa; Chordata; Lepidosauria; Squamata; Colubridae
Gene: SERTAD4
Product: SERTA domain containing 4
Exons: 4
Coding region: 11024-12100 (358 amino acids)
Cellular component (GO): nucleus
Source: RefSeq, a predicted model, not a curated record